AUGUUGAUCCAAAAGAAGGGCAACACCGGGUCCUCGGCCCAGUUCAUGACCCGCAACCAGGCCCUGAAGAAGCUGCAGCUGAAGCUGGGCGAAUUCCGGCGCCUGUGCAUCCUCAAGGGCGUGCACCCACGGGAGCCACGGCGCAAGACCCAGGGCGCGCACAAGACCUACUACCACGCCAAGGACAUCGCCUUCCUCCUGCACGAGCCCCUGCUGGCCAAGAUGCGCGAGCUGCACGCGUACGAGAAGAAGCGCUACCCCUCCUUCGUGGACGCGCUGCGCGACCUGGACGACCCGCUGACCAUGGCCCACCUGUUCGCAGUGUUGCCCGCCGAGGGCGGCGCCGGCAUCCCCGCCCGCGUCGUGCGCGUCGCGCGCCAGCUGGCGCUGGAGUGGCAGGCCUGGGUGGUGCGUGCGCACGCCCUGCGCCGUGUCUUCGUCUCGGUCAAGGGCUUCUACCUGCAGGCCGAGGUGCAGGGCCAGGCGGUGACCUGGCUGGUGCCGCACAGCCUGUCCCAGGUGCUGCCGCAGGAUGUGGACUACCGCGUCAUGCUCACCUUCCUGGAGUUCUACCAGACCCUCCUACAGUUUGUGAACUUCCGGCUGUACCACCUGCUGGGCCUGCGCUACCCGCCCCUGCUGGACCCGGAGCUGGAGGAAGGCGCGGCGGAGCUGGAGGCGGUCAUGCGCGACCUGGCCUCCGCGGCGGGGCGGCGGCUGGAGGACACCCAUGCCGAGGCGGAGCCCGAGCGGCGCGAGGAGGCGGCCGCCGACGCGGCCGUGCAGCGCCGGCUGACGGAGCGCGUGCGCCAGCUUGAGGCGGAGGUGGCGGGCGGCGUGGGCGCGGGCGGUCUCGCCGCGCCGGCCAGCGAGGACGGCGGCGAGGCUGAGGGCGAGGUCGGGAGCGAGGGCGAGGAGUUUGACAUCGACUCUGGCGAGGAGGAGGAGGGGGCUGGCGACAAGGUGGCCGGGGACGGGGAGGAGGAGGAAGACGCCAGCGCCUCCGACCCGGAGAGCGAGGACCUUGAGGGAGGCAGCGAGAGCGGCGAGGAGGAGGAAGAGAGUGUGGACGAGGGCGACUCUGACGGGGGAGCCGACGCAGGAUCUGCAGACGAGGCCCUGGCCGGCUCCUAUGCCCCCGGCCUGCUGGUGGACCCCGACGACGAGGCGGCGGUGUGCGCCACGCUCUUCCGUGGCCUGGUCUUCUUCCUGGGGCGGGAGGUCCCGCGUGAGCUGCUCCUGCUCACCAUCCGGUCGGCGGGGGGCGAGGCCACCUGGGACGGGCCGGGGGCCACGAUGGCGGAGGGCGACGAGCGCAUCACUCACCAGGUCGUGGACCGCCCGCGCCAGGGCCACCGCCACCUCACCCGCGCCUACGUCCAGCCGCAGUGGGUGUGGGACUCGCUGAACGCGCGUGUGCACGCGCCGGUGGAGCGCUAG
Molecule: messenger RNA, 1440 nt
Organism: Auxenochlorella protothecoides
Lineage: Eukaryota; Viridiplantae; Chlorophyta; Trebouxiophyceae; Chlorellales; Chlorellaceae
Product: Pescadillo-like protein
Exons: 4
Coding region: 1-1440 (479 amino acids)
Biological process (GO): ribosome biogenesis; maturation of LSU-rRNA from tricistronic rRNA transcript (SSU-rRNA, 5.8S rRNA, LSU-rRNA)
Cellular component (GO): nucleolus; PeBoW complex
Molecular function (GO): RNA binding
Source: RefSeq, a predicted model, not a curated record